AUGGAAUGCCAAAAAACAGUCAGAAAUUUCAAAUAUCUUUUCAGUUUUAUUAUUUUAUUUAUAUUAGCCGUAGAAUCAAGUCCGCCAGAGAUCUGUCGACCAGUAAAUGAAUCCGUGAAUUCCAAUCCUGAAAGCCCAAAAAAUCAACCAAAAAGAUUAAGAACAAUUCCCAAAACAGAAAAUAAACCAGGAGAUUACGAACCUCAAUGUAAAAUUCCCAAAUAUGACGACAACAAAUAUAGUAAUGAUAUUGAGAAGCACAAACAUAUCAAGACAAUAGUUAAAAAUUAUGACUUCAUUACCAGCCUUUUUGCUCAAGAAAAAGGUGAAACUUAUAAGGAAUAUGAAAAAACACUUUUAAAUGAAAUUUUAACGAAAGUUACAGACUCAUUUAAAGGUAUGACACCUGAAGAAAGCUAUCCAUUCAUAUUCUUUACGAUCAACACAAGUUAUGAAAAUAUGGCCGAAUUUAGGAAAGACAUGAUAGAAGCGUUGUUUUACAUUGAAGAAAACAUGAAGAAUGUGUCCUCGCUAUUCUUUGAACAGUUUGCCCAAGUUCUGGACAGUGUUUCGAUCUUAAGAAUUCUAGAUGAAAUUGAGGACAAACAAAGUGAAACUAAGAAUACAGCACCUAUAGAUUUAGAUGAUUUAAACUGGGAUGUAGACACGGACGAUGAAAUCGAGUUAUUAAGACAAAUUUCAAAAUCCACAAACAAUCCAGAAUCAAAUGAUAAUAUAGAAAAAUACGUUAAUAUUAAGGAUAAUACCAAUAAUAAUGAUGAUAAAUUAAAACCAAAGAUUGACACACCUAAUUCAGAAAGUAAAGAUAAUGUAAACAAGCCAUUAAUAGAUAAUUAUGGAUCUGAAAAGGAGGAAAGUAAUAAUUUAAACGCAGGUGAAUCUGGGAGUAAUUCCAGUAAUAAUGGAUUGAAUAUCGUAUUUUACUGGAAUCAACACCUGAAUCGAGUCCCUACGCUGUAUAAGCCGGCAGACUUUGGUGAACUGGGCAGUGUUUCUGAGGGAUUCAAGAGUUUUGCAAGAUUCAUAAAAGAGGGGUUUAUACCAAGUGUUCUGCCACUUAGAAGCAAACUGGCACAGGCCAUGACAGCGGCAGUAAUAAUAAUGCAGGAAUAUGGAAUCGUUGAUCUUUUGAUUGAACGAUGUAGAAUACAACCAAUGCAGAACAAAUUUCUAAUGAACACGCUUUUCGAGGCAAAUAUUAAAAAGAAUUUGUACGUUAAAGACACUAGAAUCCUGAAAAGAUUGCGCUUGGAUAAAUUAUUUGUGCUCAAUGAGUUUAAAAAAAUGAACGGAAAAGAAUACACAGGAUUUACGGGAGAAAAUGAAGAGUUAAUUGACGCAGCAAUUACAUUUUCAAGUAAACUGUUCCCAAGAAUAGACUUGAAACCCAGCGAAUGUGCAACUCAAGACACCCAGAAAAAACAAUGCUCAAAUAUAGUUGGUGGACAUGAAUAUUGUGUAGUGGAAGAAGAUGAAAUGGAAAAUUCAGAUCUUAAAGAUGUGUUGAAAAAAGGAAAGAUAGAUGUUUUGAUAUACUCUAGAGAUUUUGAUAAGUCUAUGAGUUUUGAUUCUUUUUAUUCCAAGGAGUUUUAUCACAGGCUAUUACUUGUGGCAACUGAGUUAAUAAGGCGUAAAUACUGUAUUUUUGAUUCAAGGGAAAUUAUAAUUGAGUAUAAACGAUCCAUUAAUCCAAUGGAGGAUUUGAUUAAUAAAAAGGGACACAUGACUGGACUUAACUUCAUGGUUCAGGACACUUACCCCUCAAGGUUGCUCUUUGGUAGUCAAACAGUGAAACUUGGAGUCCCACUGCUCUCACACAAUAGUUUUGUUGUGGUCAACAAGAAAUUUAAAGUUAGAAAUUUGGACGACUGGUACCAUUACAUUAAUAGAAAAGACCAUGAGAGUAAGGUUAUUCUGACCAAUUUCUCCGAAGGGUGUUUUUUGUUUUCAAAUGCUCUGGACUUCAAUAUCUUGUUAAAUCCCCUGAACGGCGCCACAGAAGUUUUAAAUGCUAUGGAUAAGCACAAUCCCGUUGCGGGAGUGUUUUGGGGAAUUUACCCUCCUGAAUCGGGCCAUUUAAAGUAUGACUUCAUCCAGUUUCCCUACAAUAUUAAACAGGGUCCUAGAUUUAGGGAACAUUAA
Molecule: messenger RNA, 2163 nt
Organism: Theileria annulata
Lineage: Eukaryota; Apicomplexa; Aconoidasida; Piroplasmida; Theileriidae
Exons: 1
Coding region: 1-2163 (720 amino acids)
Source: RefSeq, a predicted model, not a curated record